Molecule: messenger RNA, 1773 nt
Organism: Zalophus californianus (California sea lion)
Lineage: Eukaryota; Metazoa; Chordata; Mammalia; Carnivora; Otariidae
Gene: GLTP
Product: glycolipid transfer protein
Exons: 5
Coding region: 127-756 (209 amino acids)
Biological process (GO): ceramide transport; intermembrane lipid transfer
Cellular component (GO): membrane; cytosol; cytoplasm
Molecular function (GO): ceramide 1-phosphate binding; ceramide 1-phosphate transfer activity
Source: RefSeq, a predicted model, not a curated record
ACGCUGGCGUCCCCGGAGUCUGCGGCGGGCGGCAGUGACGGCCCCAGCGCUGACGGCGGCGGCCCGGGGGGCGGCGUGGACGCCCGCGGCGCCGGCUGGGGCAUCACCGCCGGCCUCGACCCCGAAAUGGCGCUGCUGGCGGAGCACCUGCUGAAGCCGCUGCCCGCGGACAAGCAGAUCGAGACGGGGCCCUUCCUGGAGGCGGUGUCCCACCUGCCGCCCUUCUUCGAUUGCCUCGGGUCCCCAGUGUUUACUCCCAUCAAGGCAGACAUAAGCGGCAACAUCACGAAAAUCAAGGCUGUGUACGACACCAACCCGGCCAAGUUCCGGACCCUGCAGAACAUCCUGGAGGUGGAGAAGGAAAUGUAUGGAGCAGAGUGGCCCAAAGUCGGAGCCACGCUGGCGCUGAUGUGGCUGAAAAGAGGCCUCCGCUUCAUCCAGGUCUUCCUCCAGAGCAUCUGCGACGGGGAGCAGGAUGAGAAUCACCCCAACCUCAUCCGUGUCAACGCCACCAAGGCCUACGAGAUGGCCCUCAAGAAGUACCACGGCUGGAUUGUGCAGAAGAUCUUCCAGGCAGCGCUGUUCGCGGCACCCUACAAGUCCGACUUCCUGAAAGCGCUCUCCAAGGGGCAGAACGUGACGGAGGAGGAGUGCCUGGAGAAGGUCCGCCUCUUCCUGGUCAACUACACGGCCACCAUCGACGUCAUCUACGAGAUGUACACCAAGAUGAACGCCGAGCUCAACUACAAGGUGUAGGCACGUCCGGCGGGGGCAGGGGGGUGCUCGCAGCACCAUUCGAACCGCAUCACUGUGAAGCCAGCCAGCCGGCCGCCCCGGGAACUGCCUGGAGGCUGGGGGCGGAGGGGCGGGGGGGGGCUUGCAGGGCACAGCCAGCCCUGGUUCUCUUGUUUAAAAGUCAUUUUGGGGGGUUAUCCUAACGGAGCAAUAAACAACGAUCUUACUUCCGAAUCCCCUUUGAACUUCACAACAGCACAGACCGCUAGCCCUCCGUUUCAGUGUGGUAAAAAUCAAUUAAUGUUUCUAAUCAAGUCCGAGCGGUUUUUUGUUUGUUUGUUUGUUUCUUUUUCCUUUUCUUCCCCCAUGCGGAGCAUAACUCUAGGGGGAACCGUGUGUCGCACACCUCACUUGAAAAAGAAGCAGCACGUGUCCUCAGGAUCUGGCCGAAUGAUGUUUUGGGUAUUUUAAGGACCAUGAGGAGUUUGAUUGGAAAUUAUACAGGGCCCCUGUGGUGGGCAUUCUUUUUUUUUAAAAAAGCAAACUGGUAUGUGUUCUCAUGUGGUUUGCACGGCCCGACCUCACAACUCUUUCAUUAGCGAUCCCGCUCUUUCUUACUGUCUUUUGCCAGACAGUGUUUUUAUAGCUGAAACCAACCAGCAAGCCUUUGAUGGCCAAGGGGAAGGGGGUUAUUUUAAAGCUAUCAGGCACAAAUAAGUGACCACAGAUGACUAUGUUUGCAUUCUUCUGCAUAGUUAUCUUCUUCAGGGACAGCUUUUCCAACCUAAGAAACUACCUACCAUGUGUAUUCUCUCAAGGGGGAGAGGGUGAACCCUCCAUCUGAGACCCAAGAAAAUGCCUCACUGCCUUAACUGUCCUUCCUGGCGCUGAAAAAGAGCUGUAUUUUUUAAAGUGUUGGGGUAAACAAAGCAACCCCAAAAGAAUUGAUGUGUGUUCAAAACCCAAUGAGGAACAACUGGUGAUUUUUAUGCAAGAAACUAAAUGAUCCUUAAUAAAUAAAUCUCUAUUUUGGAAUCA